Pelobates cultripes (western spadefoot toad) is the source of this 4049-nucleotide messenger RNA. Lineage: Eukaryota; Metazoa; Chordata; Amphibia; Anura; Pelobatidae. The record is from the annotation of a GenBank genome assembly.
AUGUUAACGUACCUGUUGGUUCCCACAAGGUACUGGUACCCUGUUCCCUUUACCCCAUUCAAAGCAACUACUACAUCUGAAUUCAGCAACUACACCUAUGUGGUAUGUAGCAUUGUCCUCACAGCUUGAAAGACAGCCAGCCAAUGCAGGAAAUACAGAGCCUGAUGUAAAACCUACUAUACGUGUAUAUAUGACAGCAUACACAUAGAACAGCCAAAUAAUUUUCACUUGGUGUCUUGUAGCAGGUAUCCUUGUUGGAACUUUUCUUCCACAAGUUAACCUUGUGCUGUCCAUGUUACUAUUCAAGUGCCUCUGUCACCUGUGACAGCCUAUGUGCCAUCAUAUAGCACAAAAAAAGCCUAUAUAUUGUGCUGAUACUUUUUAGAUCUGUACAGCCAUUUUUUAAAAAUUUUUAAUUAAAAUGAAUUUAAAGAAGACUUCACAUGAUCUUGGCAGCCUCGUUUUUGCACUCCUAAAUUUAACUAUGUAAGACAAUGAGCCAAUGGCUUGAGAACCAACCAGAAAUGAUUAAAACUUGUCUGGCGAGUAUGCGUUUUUAUAUUCUUAAUAGUGAUAAUGAAUUAGUGGGUAUACUAAUGUGUAAGCCUGGGUACGUCUGCUGUAGAUUCAGAUCCAAAUGUUGGCAAUCCUUGCCAAAAAGCAAUGUGUGAAAUGUGAAUCGCCAGCAACGUGACCAAAUUAGCAACAGGCACUAAAAACAGUUUACUAAAAACAGAAUAGUCAGGAUGUCCUACCUAAACACAUUCAAAGCUGGAGGUCAGAAAGUAUCCUUGGAAAGCUGGCAGUGAGUAUAUGAAAUGCCUGGCAGUGUUUAAACCUUUAUAAUGUUGGCUACUGUGAGAAAUGCCAGGGUGAUAGUGACAGGCUGUUAGCUGAACAAGCUCAAUGUAUAUUAAAACAGCAGCACUUGCAUGCCAGCUUUAUGAGAGUAAAUAAAAUGUUUGUUACAUUCAGUAUAAUUUAUAAAAUAUUAAAGGGACACUAUAGUCACCAGAACAACGACAUAUUUUUGUAUUUGUAAUGGUGACUAUAGUCAGCCUUUGCCGGCUUUUUGCAGUUUUCAGAGAAAAUGCAGUGUUUACAUUACAGCCUAGGAACUCCACUGGCCAAACCACAGAUGGCUGCUGUAGAUGCUUCCAUGCACCCUCUGCAAGGAGACACUGAACUUUCCUCAUGGAGAUAUUGAUUCAAUACAUCUCUAUGAAGAGAUGAUAAUUGGCCAGGGCUAUGUUUGACUUGUGCUGGCUCUGCCACGAUCUGCCCACUUGAAAGUCUCAGCCAAUCCUAUGGGAAAGCAUUGUGAUUGGUUUAAAACAUCACUUCUGGUGAUGUGCGCCAUGCAGGCAGAUUAGGGGCAGAGGCAACAGCUGCAGACUGUAAAACAAGUAAGAUUUUACUAUAUUUAGGGAGGCAAGGGGGGUAGAUGGUGGUUUUAACACUAUAGGGUCAGGAAUACAUGUUUAUGUUCCUGACCCUAUACUGUACUGUUCCUUUCAUUAAAAGUAUGAGUGCAUGUCUGAGUCUAUCAUGAUCAACAAUGUAAUGUAAUUUUAUUUUAAAUCAUCAAUAUGUGUAAUAUACUUGUCCAAAUGCAAAUUUUACUAGGGUUCACCGCGAUCCCCUUAUUUACAUUACUGUGCCCCUCUAUUAAUACAUCCAAUAUUUCAUAACAGUUCUUUAUCCUUGCUUCUUCAGCAGAUGAGUAAGAAGAGGAGUGAGAAGAAAGGAGGUGAACUCAGGACAGGUAUGUUAAUGAGCAUGUUGAAGGAAUUAAGUGGAUACUUGUUUAUUAACGCAAAAGUUAACAAUCACGUUUAUGCAGGACUGAAUUUUCAAGGGGAAGAGAAAUGUAGCAGAUAACUGGCAUAGUUGUGUAAUAUACGCCUGCCUUAUUGCAGGUGACAUUGCACACAGUGAGGUCAUGUCAUCGCACUCCCUGCUUGCACUUUCUUGUUGAAUGAUUGGAUUUGUUUUCUUAUAAUUUCUAACAAUUCUGUUAGGCAUGUCAUGGUAUAAUGACAAUAAGAUUAAAGGGACCUGUCAUGCCUCAAACAAUUUAUACUCAGAUUGAGCAUACUAUACAUUGUGCUGGCAGUUUUGAUAGCAAAUGUACAGAUUAGGAGAAUUUUUUUUUUUUUUUUUCCGCAGCUUUCAUUCAAUGCCUUGGCGUGCCGAGGCAUUGACGGACAAGGAGAGUUAUUUGUCCUUCUGCACUCCUCGCAUUUUAAUCACAGCACCGUGGUUGUUGUAGAAACUCCCCAGUGGUAUCUAGUAUAGGAAUGUAGUGAUGAGGAGAUUUGCCCUUCUUGGAGAUGCGUUCCAAGUAGGGUAAAUAAAAGAAGAGACUAGGUGAAGAGGAGCAGAAGUGAAGGAAGGCCCGAAGUUGGUGUUACACGAAGAGUAACACCCAUAAAGCAGCAAUGGAAAGGAGGAAAGAUAAGCAAAUCAAUAUAUUUUACAAUGAAUACACUAUGUGUCCUUGUGAUAUAUGAUGUAUUCAAUGUAUAAGCAAGCAAUUUCAGGCAAGUUAAUUUUUUAUUCAUUUUUUUAAAUAUAAUUUUGAUUAAGUGACAUUUUUCAUUACAGGUUCACUUUAAGACGAAUAUGGUACAUGUAUGCAGUAUCAAAAUAAAGAUGGAGGGCAUUAUAAGUAUACCUUAUAUAGAUGCAGAGGGCUUUCAUAGCCAUCCAAAAGAAAGGGCUUAGGAAAGUCUACUGGGCAGUGGGACAAUGCCAUUUGUUGUGUACAUUGUAGGGGGUAGGAACAGAGUAACAUAUAGAGAGAGUCAUCACAAGACAUGAUAGAAAUCAGGGGAGGGAAUUAGCUUUAUAGCCAAGGUAAUGUAUGAGGGAGGGUGAAUGUUUUACUGAAUAAUCUGUAAUAGAGUAUUCUAACCAAAUGAAUACAAAGCACUUAUUUAUCACAAAUCUGAUGACCAAUUUAUUCAGGUUGCUCUCAAGGGAUGGACAUCUCAUAAAGUAGAACUUCAGUUAUAUAAUUUUCUCCAUCAAAGUAAAAUAAAAAUGCAUACAUGCUUGAAGUAUAGCCCUAAAUUAAAAGAUUAUGCACAGAAAUGUUAUACGUGUAUAGGCAUGCAAUAAACCUGUGCUGAACCUCAACAUUUUAUGAUUCUGUGUAAGCUGUUAGAAGUUUAAAAAUGAUGUAAUCAGCAAGACCUACUAUGAACAUUCAAAGCUGAACAAAAUAAACAAAUGACAUUACCGUAAAUGUAAAAAAGACUAGAUAGUACAUGUGCAAGAAAAAAAUGUAAAACAUCCCUCUAUCUCUCUGAAGCAGCAGGAUGCAAUGUAGUACAAUUUCACAUCGAAUUACUGAAAUUAAUAGGAUGAGUCAACAGAACCAGCCAUGACAAUGAGGAGAUAUGCACGAGAAGAAUAAGCCUUGUCUCAAUCAUUUUUCAGAUUGGAUUUCUCCCCAGGAGAUAUGGAGUCAGACGGGUGAUGAGCUAAAAGGCAAGUUGCUAAGCUACUUGCCCUCUUACUUGUUGUCUCUGUCACCUUCAAGGUUGUUUAUUACCAUGCAGCACUACGGGGAGAUUGAAGAAGCGAAGAUGGCUUUCUGUCUUUUGACCAGGAAAAGAAAAGAUACUUUAUUUUAUUUUAAUAGAAAUUGUCAGUUUUCCUGGCUCAUCUUUUCAAUUUGCGUUUUAUUUUAUUGUUAAUUUAAUUAUCUGAUUGCCAUGUUGCUGAACAUUGUCAUAGUCUGUUGUGGUCCAUCCCUUGUACUGAAAAAGAAACUCUGUUGUACUGAGAGAAGAAACUCUGUAGUAACACACCAUGAACCCUUCAUAAUACAAUUAUAAUCACUCAGUCAUCAAAUAUUUUUCUGCUCAUAUACCUCACUCAUAAAAUAUUUUCUGAUUACAUUUUUUUGAAUAAGGUAUUUCUAUCUAACUUGGACUUACUUUAGGGUGCAUGUAAUGCGUACACAAGAAAUUGUGACAGUUCUUUUAACGUUACUUAUACAUAGAAACAGAUUGCCAGAUCUUUAAGUUCUUGUUAUUAAC